AUGCCGCACACGUCGGCACCACGGAGUCUGCUGGGGCUCGCCAGAAGAUUCAACCAGCUUAAUGUGGCCGAUCCAUUGACCCAAUGCCUGGCACCGCGGCUGAGCUGUCGGACAUUUGCAUCCCAAACCCACCUACCUGUCGCCGAGCUCACCAAAGACACCGAACAAAGGAGUGAAUCCUCCCACACUCAAAUUCCUUCCAUUGAGGCAUCGCCCACGCCGGGCUUGUCAACCUCCGCAGAGCUACAUGCUUUAGACCACCCGGUCUUAGCUACCCUGUAUUCAUGGCCUCACAUCGAACCUGCCCGUUAUGCUCUGUAUGGGCCACGUUACUUGGACGCCCCUUUGCGCCGAGACCUUCUUCACCGCGCGGUGGUCUAUGAAGCGGACGCGACACGCCAGGGCACAGCGAGCACAAAAUGGCGUUUCGACGUCCAUGGGUCGAACCGCAAAUUGUACCAGCAGAAAGGCACAGGCCGCGCUCGUGUAAGAGAUAAAAAGUCCCCGAUCAGAAGAGGUGGUGGUGUUGCGUUCGGCCCGAAACCGAGGGAUUUCUCGACCGAACUGCAAAAGAAGGUUUAUCAUCAAGCAUUCCGGAUUGCACUGAGCUAUCGAUUCAGAAGAAACGAAUUGAUCAUCCUGGACAACAAAAUCAAUCUACCAGAUGGAAACAGCGCACGGUUUCUCAACAACAUUUUCGAAGCCAACUACUGGGGCCAGGGGCACGGUCGGAGCCUCCUUGUCACAAGUACGCCAGAGUCGUCUGGCGCACGGAUCUUCGACGAGAUGGAUACGAUUGGCGAGCACGGCGAGCUCAAAGACAUUGAGGACGUGGAUGUCAAGGAUCUCCUGACCAGCGGGCGAGUAGUGAUUGAGAGAUCUGCUUUGCUCAGCUUGUUGUGUAAGGAGCAAACAUUCAAAGAGAACGGAACGGUGUUUACUUUCGAGAAACCGUUGAAGGAUGUGAAGCUCGCGAAUAAGCUUCAGGUGCCUGAGAAGGUUGUACAGUACUUGUGA
Molecule: messenger RNA, 1017 nt
Organism: Fonsecaea erecta
Lineage: Eukaryota; Fungi; Ascomycota; Eurotiomycetes; Chaetothyriales; Herpotrichiellaceae
Product: 50S ribosomal protein L4
Exons: 2
Coding region: 1-1017 (338 amino acids)
Biological process (GO): translation
Cellular component (GO): ribosome
Molecular function (GO): structural constituent of ribosome
Source: RefSeq, a predicted model, not a curated record